GCGCAGCCGCAGCCUCCCGCCCGGGGCGGGGCACACAGUCGCAGUGGCACGGCGGGCGCGAUGGCCGCGUGGGGCGAGCGGCUGGCCGGCGUGCGCGGGGUGCUGCUCGACAUCUCGGGCGUCCUGUACGACAGCGGCGAGGGCGGCGGCAGGCCGAUCGCCGGCUCCGUGGAGGCCGUGGCGAGGCUGAAGCGCUCAGGGCUGAGGGUGAGGUUCUGCACCAACGAGUCGCAGAAGUCCCGCGGGCGCCUGGUGGGCGAGCUGCGCCGCCUGGGCUUUGACGUCUCCGAGGCCGAGGUGACCGCCCCGCCCCCCGCCGCCUGCCGCCUCCUCCAGGAGCGAGGCCUCCGGCCACACCUGCUGGUCCACGACGAAGUCCGCUCAGAAUUCGAUCAGAUUGACACAUCCAACCCAAACUGUGUGGUCAUUGCGGACGCGGGAGAACACUUUUCCUACCGGAACAUGAACAGGGCCUUCCAGGUGCUCAUGGGGCUGGCGGACCCCGUGCUCAUCUCCCUGGGGAAGGGGCGCUACUACAAGGAGACCUCGGGCCUGAUGCUGGACGUCGGCGGCUACAUGAAGGCGCUCGAGUACGCCUGCGGCGUCGAGGCCGAGGUGGUGGGCAAGCCCUCCCCGGAGUUCUUCAGGUCGGCCCUGCGGGAGCUGGGCGUGGAGGCCCACCAGGCCGUCAUGAUCGGAGACGACAUUGUGGGCGACGUCGGCGGGGCGCAGCGGUGCGGGAUGCGAGCGCUGCAGGUGCGGACCGGGAAGUUCAGGCCCAGCGACGAGCACCAUCCCGAAGUGAAGGCUGACGGGUACGUGGACAACCUCGCGGAGGCCGUGGACCUGCUGCUGCUGCACGCGGACAAGUGACAGGCCUUCGGGGACGGUCCCCAGCCCCCUGGCACCACCCACCCACGCACCAAGUGCCCAGACCAACCCAGGCUCUGCCCUCACCCUCCACAGCAGGCGAGGGGCCCAGCCAGACAGUGUGGGUGACCAGCCCUUCCUCUCUCCCUCCCCGCCCCCUCCCCGGUGGCCUGCUCCCUGCCCACACAGCCCUGUGAAGCCAGGAGAGUGGGCUAGGCCUCCAGAGAAGAAAAACCCCCGGGCAUGGGCUGGGGUACCCCGGGAAUACAGGAACCCCCAAGUGCACGUGCUCUCCAGGGGCACCGGGUCCUGUAGAUGCUCCUCCACCUGGGCCCCAGGCAGGUCCCGGCCUCGGAGCCUGGAGGACACGGGCCUUCCCUCAGCCCACCCAGCCCCAGCUGAGCCAGCCCCUGCCCGGACUCAGAGUGGCCACUCAGCACCCCCCUGCCCCCCACACACACCCCUAACGCAGCACACUGUCCUGUCCCCACUAGUCACCUGUGGAGCCCAAAGCUGGGGCAGCUCCCAGGGGCCUUUGGAGCAGCGCUCGCCAACCAGUGGGCCGUGGACCCCUGGUGUCCAUGAGGUCCGAAAGGUUGGCGACCUGCUUAGGAGGCCCAUGUGCUGCAGAGCGAGAAUGGUCACCACUGGGAUGGGCUGCAGGCAGAGGGCACUUCCUGGAGCCAUAACUCCAUAGACUCGAGCGUCACACCCACGGUGUGCAGGACACUAACCAUGAAAUAAACCACCCGGCCUGUGGCGA
Myotis myotis is the source of this 1633-nucleotide messenger RNA. It is a transcript of the gene LHPP, whose product is annotated as phospholysine phosphohistidine inorganic pyrophosphate phosphatase. The transcript has 7 exons. The record is from RefSeq and is a predicted model, not a curated record. Gene Ontology annotation, cellular component: cytosol. The coding region runs from base 61 to 873 and encodes 270 amino acids. NCBI's taxonomy places the organism in Eukaryota, Metazoa, Chordata, Mammalia, Chiroptera, Vespertilionidae. Gene Ontology annotation, biological process: dephosphorylation. Gene Ontology annotation, molecular function: inorganic diphosphate phosphatase activity; phosphatase activity.